AUGAGCCACGUUCCUACUGUCGAAUACAUUAUUCUUUUGACUUUGGCCAGCAAAUCAAUUUGCCUUAUAGUUCACAGCAAGUUGGAGCAUUUUGGACACACGAAAUUUGCUCCAGAUUUGUACUUCGGCCUGUACAAAAAAAGUUUUCGAAAUUCUGAUUCAAGUAAUUCGGAUAAUAUUGUAUCAGUUGCUGCCAAGGCUUGUCAAGUCAGUGACACAAUAACUGCAGUAUCGGUUGGAAUGGAAACAGGUGAAGUGCAGCAAAUUGUAGACCAUUUACUGCGUAAUUUUCCACCUUUCGUACAUAAUCCAUUUUAUCGAGAGUUCUCACAAGCAACUCAAAUGUUUCAACAACCAUUUCACCAAAAUCAACCAGUGCAACGUCAGCAAGUGAUACCUCAACCAGUCCAACCUCAGCGAGUGCAACAGGUUCAACCUCAGCGAGUGCAACCAGUUCAACCUCUACAAGAUAAGAAAGAAACAGACUCCAGUCGACAUAGAAUCUCAAGAUGGGCACCAAUGGAACCAUAUAUUCCAGAGUCGAAAUCGAAUUCAAUCGUGGAAGAUAUUUACAUUCCAACACCGAAAAAUAUUGAAGAAGAAAAGAAAACUGACCAAGAUCGGUCAUCACCUACAUCAACAUCAUCUGAAUCAUCGAAUUCAUCCACGUCUACAAGCUCUUCAUCACAAUCUUCUGAAGGGGAUAAAUUAUCAAGGUCAUCAGUAACUGCAGAUGCAACCAAACCUUCAGGGUCAUCAGUAACUGCAGAUGCAACCAAACCUUCAGGGUCAUCGAAAACUGCAGAUGCAACCAAACCUUCAGGGUCAUCGAAAACUGCAGAUGCAACCAAACCUUCAGGGUCAUUGCAACCUUCAGAAUCUAAUAAUGAUCCAUGUUACCGAACAACUAAUAAACCGAGGACGGUGACAGGAAAGAGGAAACAAUCUUUAAGUGAUAAGGAGAAGAGUAAACACAAAAAACAGAAAAAAGAAUAA
Molecule: messenger RNA, 996 nt
Organism: Leptopilina heterotoma
Lineage: Eukaryota; Metazoa; Arthropoda; Insecta; Hymenoptera; Figitidae
Product: serine proteinase stubble-like
Exons: 4
Coding region: 1-996 (331 amino acids)
Source: RefSeq, a predicted model, not a curated record